This is a messenger RNA of Rubroshorea leprosula, 2146 nucleotides long. NCBI's taxonomy places the organism in Eukaryota, Viridiplantae, Streptophyta, Magnoliopsida, Malvales, Dipterocarpaceae. The record is from the annotation of a GenBank genome assembly.
CAAGAACUCAAACACCUUGACCCUCUUCUUGCUGUUAUUCCAACUUCAAUUUUUCCUGGCCGUCGAUCAAUUCAUUUAUCUCCCUCAGAUGACUUCGGAGAAUCCCCAUGGCAAAAGAUUCUCCUGUCUGUAACAAAAUUCCCGUACAGAAUGAAACAGCCCUUCCCGGUUCCCACAGAAUUCCUGCCCAAAAACUCUCUCUACCUCCAUAAAUGUAAACCUUCAAAUUACUCGAUAAUAACAAAACCAUCUAGUUGUUUGUAAUGGCGACUGAUACUCUACCGCAGUCCCGGAAGCCGUCGUUUCUUACCCUGAUUAACUCGCAUGUAGCCAGCAGUUGGGCCGGGACGAGAUUCAAGCUCGCCGAGCGGAACACCACCUUCACCACCGAGUUACGGGCCGGUACUACCACGUUCCUCAGCAUGGCGUACAUAUUAGCUGUAAACGCCAGCAUACUCGCCGAUUCUGGGGGUACUUGCACAAUCGCAGACUGCAUCAACCCUCAUGAAUCCUGCAAGUUCCCUCCGGUUGACCAUGGGUACGCCGAUUGCCUGGAGAGAACGCGUAGAGACCUCAUUGUGGCGACUGUCACGUCUUCUUUAAUUGGGUGUCUGAUUAUGGGAGUUUUUGCGAACCUUCCGCUAGCUUUGGCUCCGGGGAUGGGCAGCAACGCUUACUUCGCUUAUACGGUGGUGGGCUAUCACGGCUCUGGAAACGUUCCCUACAGAGGCGCCUUGGCUGCAAUCUUCAUCGAAGGGCUGAUUUUUGUCUUCAUAUCGGCAAUUGGGCUCCGCGCCAAACUCGUCAAACUCGUUCCAAAACCUGUUCGAGUCUCUUCUGCUGCCGGAAUCGGUCUGUUUCUCGCUUUUAUUGGGUUACAGGGCAAACAGGGGAUUGGGCUAAUCGGGUACAGUUCGUCGACCCUGGUCACCCUCGGAGCCUGCCCACGAAAUUCUCGGGCAUCCUUAGCUCCCGUUGUAACCGCCGCAAAUGGUUCUGUAAGCUUGAUUAGUGGCGGCACAGUCUCCGGCAAUAUGCUCUGUUUGGAUCAUCGGAUGCAGAGUCCGACUUUCUGGCUGGGUAUAGUUGGAUUCGUUAUUAUUUCGUAUUGUUUGGUGAAAAAUAUAAAGGGGGCAAUGAUAUACGGCAUCAUUUUCGUCACGGUGAUCUCGUGGCUCCGGCACACCACCGUAACGACGUUUCCCGAUACAGAGGUCGGGAACUCCGCCUAUCAAUAUUUCAAGAAAGUGGCGGAUGUGCACGUAAUUAAGAGCACCGCUGGUGCCCUGAGCUUCAAAGACAUCGGAAAAGGGUAUUUCUGGGAAGCAUUGGCCACCUUUUUAUACGUCGACAUACUCGACACCACUGGUACAUUGUACUCGAUGGCACGAUUCGCCGGAUUCACAGAUGCCAACGGCGAUUUCGAGGGUCAAUACUUUGCUUUCAUGUCCGAUGCGACUGCAAUCGUGGUGGGGUCGCUUCUGGGUACAUCUCCGGUUACUGUAUUCAUUGAGUCAUCAACAGGGAUCAGAGAAGGGGGACGGACGGGACUGACGGCAUUGACAGUAGCUGGGUAUUUCUUCUUGGCGUUUUUCUUUACGCCGUUACUGGCGUCGAUCCCAGCAUGGGCGAUUGGGCCGCCGUUGAUUCUGGUGGGGGUGAUGAUGAUGAAGGCUGUGGUGGAGAUCGAGUGGAGUGACAUGAGGGAGGCGAUUCCGGCUUUUGUGACGAUGAUAUUGAUGCCAUUCACGUAUUCGAUAGCGUAUGGGUUGAUCGGAGGAAUUGGAACUUACAUUGUUCUACAUCUCUGGGAUUGGGGAGAGAAGUUGGUUGGAAAAUUUGGAAUCGGAAAACGAUCGAGUUAUGUGUUAACGACACCGAGGAAGAAGAAAGAAAUCGACAUUCUCAUCAGAGACAACAUCGACAAGGUCCUCUUUCUCGUCUUCGGCCGCAUUGCCUACCCCUACCGUCUCUGCCUCGCAAAAGCGGCACAUGAAGUCUCCGAGUUCACCACGGUCGCAGUGAUGGCCAUUGAUUCGGAGGAUAUUUAGGUCCACGUCAUUGACAACCUAACAAGGUUUCCAAGCUCUCACACGGGCUGGAUGUGAACAAUCCUCGAUCAGGAAAAUCAAAGAGUUUGAAUCCU